GUCUUAAAACUCAACGAGGAUCGCCGAGCCCCAAAUUUCCCCGCGAAAUGGCGAGCGCGACGGCGGAGAAGACGGCGGAGGAGCUCCGCAGAGAGAUCGCCGAGCUCCAACGCCAGCAAAGGGAGAUCACCGAGAGGCUUCGAGAUCCCCGCGGAAUCCGACGCUCCGGCGCCUCCGUAACGCCCGCGGGCCCCACCGGCCCUCGGAAGCGCGGCGUUAUGGCUAGGCCGGUGUUCAGAUAUCCGAUUUUGAGAUCAGCCGGCGCGAACGGCGUUGUUCAUGCGGCUGUUGUUAAGUUGGAAGAUGGAGAAAUCAAAGAAGGUGCUGGUGAACCAAAAGAUACCAGAGAGGAUUUGGCACCAGAGUCGGGGGCUGCUCCAGCUGGGGAGAACGGCAAGCCAAUGCCAAACAAACAGGUCAAUAGUGGGUUCAGAAAGGAUGGAAAUCCACGGAUGAGAAAGAUGGACUAUGAUGCUUUGCCGACAGAGCCUGUACCGAGGGUUUUGCCAAAGGAUGAGGACCCAAGAUUGGUUAAGCGUAACAGAAGAAUGCUAGGACAGCUCCUAGGGACACUAGAGAAAUUCCGAGAAGAAGACAAACAUCUGUCAUCCACUGAAGCGUACAUGCGCAGGUCAGACUCAUUACGGCGGGCUGAAGAAAAGGCCCGAGAGGAAAGUGAAAGGCUGCGGCAACAAGAGAGGGAACAAAUUGCUGAGAAACGUAGGCGUGAUUUGACUUUACGAGCUCGUGUUGCUGCUAAGGCAGAGCAAAAGAAGAUGGAGCUGCUGUUUAUUCUUUGGUCUGAGCAUCAUAAAAAGCUGAGCAAUUUCUUAAGGACUAAAACAGAACCUCCAAUAUACUACAUGCCGGUCAAGCCAUUAAUUGAGGAUGCAGCUACUGUUGAACGGAAGAAAGAACAGGUAUUCCAUGAAUGGAAGACCACAAGAAGAGCAGAGCUUUCCGAAUACCAAAAACAAAUCGAAGAGAAUUACAUAUCAAACGUUGACGAAGAGCUCGAGAAGUGGCAGAGCUUGAGGAACAGACAAAGAUCAAACAACAACAACAAUGUUAAUCUGCAAGAGACGAUGGACAAGGAGCUGGAGACUCACAGGCUUGAGCACGGUCCCAAGCCUCGCAGAAUCCCAGGAAGCAACGAUGAAGAGGAGGACGUUGAGGAUAUUGUUGCUGAGGACGAACUCAUGGACGAGGUCCUUGGAGUUGUCGCUGAGAGGGUUGAUGGUGGUAAUGUUUCGAAAUUGGCUGAAGGGGGUAAUGCCAGCCCAAACCCUGUAGAGGUGCAGUAGAGAGCAAAUUAUUACAGAGUAUUUUAAGUUAAUUGAUUAAGGACCCUUGGAUCUGUAAUUCUGAUGUUUUUUUUUUUUGCUACAUUUGUUAUCUUCUAUUUUGACUAUCUGAAUUCCUGUUCAAAAAAAUUGUGGGUUCUCUGUAGCUGAAGUGUGCCAUUCGUUGUGGAUCCAUCGAAUCCGAGUCUGUAAGUUGUUUUGGCCACAGCAAUAGUUGGUCUCUGGUUACAUCUUA
This is a messenger RNA of Asparagus officinalis (garden asparagus), 1539 nucleotides long. Its product is annotated as pinin-like. Bases 48 to 1304 code for a protein of 418 amino acids. Lineage: Eukaryota; Viridiplantae; Streptophyta; Magnoliopsida; Asparagales; Asparagaceae. Gene Ontology annotation, cellular component: catalytic step 2 spliceosome. The transcript has 10 exons. The record is from RefSeq and is a predicted model, not a curated record.